UCCUCGCCGGUUGCCUGGAACUUGCUCUCCGUUUGCCGCCCGCUGAUGAUGCUUGCCCAAAAGCUACAAGCUCUCCCAACUGUCCCCCUAUAUAUUUGUCGCGGGUGAAUCUCGAAGCCACAGCCCGCACAGGUCCACCGUCCACACAGUACACACACCCACACGCUGACACACAUGACCGUCGUUCCAUCAAGCAGAGGGGUCUAGAGAUCUUUUUUUUCUUCAAAAAGCAACACACACAAAGAAGAAAGAACAAUUGAGCAGGGCUUGCAAAGAUGCUGCGGGAUUAACAUGUUGGAUCUGGUCCCGACGGUUUUCGACCAGCACGGCUGCCUCAUCGUGUCGGUGUCAUCUUUCCUGAUCAUGGUCCUGCUCCAGCUCCAGCCUCUGGUCGACAACUUCAGCUCGGCGAGGAGGAGCAUACGCUCGGCGUCGCGGGCGGUCGUGCGCCUCCUCGCCCGCGACGACAGCGUCGUCCUCGGCGCGGACGACGACGAGGAGGACGACAGCGGCGUUGGCGGCGUGGUGGCACCUCCGCGGCAAGCUCGUCGGCAUUGCGAGCGGUGCGCUCGUCGGAGGGGCGCGUCGCGGCCGGACGUCGCGGCGGUGAUGGCGAGGCUCGGGCUGCUGCCCGGCGGCGGGGUCGACGGCGCGGGCGGCGGGGAUGGCGGGGAGGCGUGCGGCGGGUGCGAGGCGGCGUGGGCGGUGGACGACCUGCUGGAGAGCAAGGUCGCCAGCGAGGCCGAGCUGCGGGAGGCCUUCUACGUGUUCGACCGCGACGAAGACGGGUUCGUGAGCCCCAGCGAGCUGUGGAACGUGAUGCGGCGGCUCGGGAUGCCCGAGGGUGCGCGGCCGGAGGACUGCCGGAGGAUGAUCGCCGCGCACGACGCCGACGGCGACGGCAGGAUCAGCUUCCGCGAGUUCAGGGCCAUGAUGGAGAACGCGGUUUGAUGAUCCGUUAGUGAGCAGCUUGCUUAUUAGCGCGCCUUGCGUUGUUUCAUCUUCGAUACUUGUUUUCGUUGGACAUCGAUGAGUUGGCAAUUAGCAUGCAUUACUGUGCUUGUAAUCCAUACAUGUUAAGCAGCACUUCAAAUCUCAC
Molecule: messenger RNA, 1099 nt
Organism: Panicum hallii
Lineage: Eukaryota; Viridiplantae; Streptophyta; Magnoliopsida; Poales; Poaceae
Product: probable calcium-binding protein CML21
Exons: 1
Coding region: 292-951 (219 amino acids)
Molecular function (GO): calcium ion binding
Source: RefSeq, a predicted model, not a curated record